AUAGUGACUUUUUGGGGGCGCAUUUUUCGCAGCCUAUAGACGACGUUGUUACCUCGACGACAAUUUUCCUCCCAAAAGUCUUGACGUCUCCGAUUGAAUUCGUACCUGGCGUUGCCUGUCUUUUGGCCUUUGCAAGCAAUCAGCGGUCGCGUGGGGUUGGAUCGAACCGUCGCAGGAGAUGGGUUUGUCCUCGCUCGCGAAGCUCGUGCUCGCCACUUCGGCGGCAUUGGGCCUGCAUCUCAUGUACCUCGUGUAUCGGCGCAGGAAAUUCUUCAGGAACCUUCCUUGCCCGCCGCAUUCCUGGAUACUGGGCCAUCUGGGCAUCAUGGGUGAGAUGUCCAGCAAGCUGCCGCCGAACUGCCAUCCGCAGCUGCUCUUGACCGAGAUCCAGCGGACGUACGACCUGCCUCCGGUCUUCUACAUGGACCUGUGGCCGGCGGCAGAUCCGAUGGUCCUGCUUACGGAGGUGGAAGACAUGAACUACGUCCAGGUCUUGAAGCCGCUUCAGCAGCACCCAUCCAGCAAUGACUUUUUGGCUCCCAUGGUAGGCAGAGAUGUGGUUGCCGUGGUCAACGGCCCAACGUGGAAAAUGCUAAGAAACGCUAUGAAUCCGUCCUUUGCGCCAGGCCAUGUGAAGAACCUCAGCGGGAUCAUCAUCGAGGAGUGUCUCACCUUCCGCUCCACGCUGUCGAAAUUGGCGCGGGCUGGCCGGCCCUUCGACAUGGAAGUCAAAGGCGCCGAGCUCAUCUUCGACAUCAUCGCCCGCAUCGUGUUCAACUUCCCGCUCGCGGCCCAGAAGCGAGGGUCCCAAACACUUUCGGACCUUCGCGAGCUCGUCCACCUCGUCGAGGCCGGGUUCUCCAUGAAUCCGCUAGACAGGCUGCGGGCCUGGUGGAGACGCGGUGCCGUCACGCAGCGUCUGAAUAGCGAGGUCAAGGCCAAGAUCCUGGAAAGGUACCAGAUGCUGCGGGAGCAAAAGGUCGUGCCGUCGAGGAAGGACCCGUACAGCACGUUGGAUCUCAUGCUGCGCGAGCAGCUGAUGCGCGAGGAGGAACUGAAGGACCUGGACCUGGAGUUUGACAGACUGUUGCUGAGCAACAUCAAGGGCUUGCUACUCGGCGGACAUGGAACUACAAACGAUACGUUAUGUUACUGCUACAUGCUACUCUCAAAGAACCCGGCCGUGAUGGCGAAACUGCGUGAGGAGCACACUCGCGUCUUCGCAGCCGACUUCGACCAGACGGUCCAAAUGUUGCAAGCGGACCCUUACAAACUCAACGAGCUGGAAUACACCACAGCCGUGAUCAAAGAGACCCUUCGGCUCUUCCCCGUCGGCUUUGGAGUACGUGCGGCGCCGCCAGGCGCAACCAUCACAUCUCGGGGACGCCCCUUGCCCAUCGACAAUGGCCUGGCCAUCGUGCCCCUCUGGCACCACAUGCACUACAGCGAAGCGUACUUCGCGGAUCCGGCGUCGUUCUCUCCCGAGCGAUUUAUGGAUGCCGACACCGUUGGCCGCGCGACCUUUCGCUCGUUCAGCAGGGGCCCCAGGGGCUGCGCAGGCCAGGAGCUGGCGAUCGACGAGCUGCGUAUCAUCUUGCUGAUGACAGUCCGGGACUUUGACUUCGAAUACCAUCACAUGAAGCCAAACGAGAGGCCGAGGGUCAAAUAUACGCAACUGGACACAGUCUUUGGGGACGUGGUGUUCCAGGAAUUGGGGUUGGAGGCCAAGCCACGAGGGGGUAUGGUGUUGAAGGUGCAUGAACUGAAGGGGGGUACAAGCAUGAAGAAGUAGACGACUACAUGUAUCCGUG
Verruconis gallopava is the source of this 1811-nucleotide messenger RNA. RefSeq lists its product as uncharacterized. The transcript is spliced from 5 exons. Bases 179 to 1792 code for a protein of 537 amino acids. Gene Ontology annotation, molecular function: monooxygenase activity; oxidoreductase activity, acting on paired donors, with incorporation or reduction of molecular oxygen; iron ion binding. NCBI's taxonomy places the organism in Eukaryota, Fungi, Ascomycota, Dothideomycetes, Venturiales, Sympoventuriaceae. The record is from RefSeq and is a predicted model, not a curated record.